UCAACACAAGCGACGAGUUGCUUCGGGUGAAACAGAUCCACAACUCAACUGUUUUCAAUUAUUGCUGCAUAGGUGUUUCAUAAAGUGCUACUUAUGCAUAUAUGAAGUCGGACAAGUUCGAAAAAUGUAGAUACCUAGCUUAGCUAGCCAACAUUAGCUUUCAGCGGUGAUUUCCAUUAGGAAUAGCCAGCAUAGUUACGCUAGCUAGUUAGCCAUAAGUGAGCUAGUUAGUUGCUACUCUGUCAGCCUAGCGUGUUAUGGUCAGAUACAUCUAGAAUAAUAUGCAGCCGUUAAUAUCUUCUCAAUUCAUUGGUUAGGUAACUAUAUCAGCUAACUAUAAUUCUCACGAAGUUAUGUUGUAGCGGACGGCCGUUCGUUGGCUAAUUUGCUAGUUAGCCCCUAACAGUAGCUAAAAUUCUAAGCUAUCUAGCUAAGUCCAUUUUUCCUGACCCGAUGCCGGCCUCAACGCGCCACCCAAUUGUCUAUCUAGCCGACCAGUUUGUGUUCUCUAACUAUUUAGUGGUGGUUAUUGCUCUGUGCGGCCUGUUGUGUAGAACUAACGUUAGUUGGCUGGCUAACUAGGUAACCGAGCUGUUGCAAUGAGUAUUAUAAGUUCAACUUUAUUGAUUUCCCUCGCUGCUAAGUUGUAAAGCAACGCAUUCUCAUUGAACCGGAUUUAUUUCUGCAAUUAGUAUCAGCAGCCAGCCAAUAAUAUGGCCACAUCUUUGAGCCUCAUUUCCAGAAGUUGUCAGAAUCAAGCGAAGCCCUCUUGAAAAGUUACGUUCCUCUUUGCAUGUUUGUAAAGUACCUAGAAAGUUGCUAGUGAACAGUCACUUUCAAAAUGUCCGUUUUGUGCAAUGGAUAUCUAAUUGCGUUUGACAUGCAUGUUAUCAGUGGAUAGAUAUAAUGUUCAGUUACUUAAAAAACUUUCCCCCAGUGUUACAGCAGGAAUGCCCAAGGAAAAAUAUGAACCGCCAGACCCCAGGCGGAUGUACACUAUCAUGUCAACUGAGGAGGCAGCCAAUGGAAAGAAGUCUUACUGGGCUGAGCUGGAAAUCACAGGUAAUGUCAGGAGCCUGAGCCCAUCUCUGUGGACUCUGACCCACCUCACUGCCCUACAUAUUGCUGACAACUGUCUGUCACGCAUCCCACCCGACAUUGCCAAACUACACAACCUGUUGUACCUGGAUCUGUCGUCCAAUAAGAUCAGGAGCCUGCCGGCAGAGCUCGGCCACAUGGUGUCUCUCAGGGAGCUGCUUUUAAAUAACAACCAGUUGCGGGUUCUGCCAUUCGAAUUGGGGAAACUGUUUCAGUUACAAACACUGGGGUUGAAAGGAAAUCCACUUGCACAAGAAAUCAUGAGCCUGUACCAGGAGCAUGAUGGCAUGAGGAAACUGUUGAACUACCUGUUGGACAAUCUGGCAGGUUCAAUCAAAUGCACCCCCACAGAGCAGCCCCCGUCACGGUCGUGGAUCGCACUCCAGGAGCCGGACCAGACGAGACCUUCUGCGUUGUUCUCAGUGAUGUGCUACAAUGUGCUGUGUGAUAAGUACGCCACGCGCCAGCUCUAUGGCUACUGCCCUUCCUGGGCCCUCAAUUGGGAAUACAGGAAGAAGUCCAUCAUGCAGGAGAUCAUGAACUGCAACGCUGAUAUCAUCAACCUACAGGAAGUGGAGACGGAGCAGUACUACCAGUAUUUCCUGCCAGAGCUGAAGGAGCACGGCUACGAGGGCUUCUUCAGCCCAAAGUCUCGAGCCAGAACCAUGCACGAGUCAGACCGCAAACAUGUGGACGGGUGCGCAGUUUUCUACAGGACAGAAAAGUUCGGUGUGGUGCAGAAACACACGGUAGAGUUUAACCAGCUGGCCAUGGCUAACUCUGAAGGCUCUGAGGCCAUGCUCAACAGGGUUAUGACCAAGGACAACAUCGGAGUGGCCGUACUGCUGGAGGUCCGCAAGGAAAUGAUGGAGGAGUCCUCGGGGAAGUCUCUGCAUGGCAUGGAGAAACAGCUCCUCCUGGUGGCUAACGCCCACAUGCACUGGGACCCGGAGUACUCCGACGUCAAGCUGGUCCAGACCAUGAUGUUCCUGUCUGAGGUGAAGAACAUUGUGGACAAGGCCACUCGCAGCCUCAAACUCUCCUCUGUCUCUGGGGAGACCAAUGGCAUCCCUCUUGUUCUCUGUGCCGACCUCAACUCUCUACCAGACUCUGGUGUGGUGGAGUACCUGAGUCAGGGUGGAGUGGACUGCACCCACAAGGACUUCAAGGAUCUUCGCUACCUUGACAGCCUCACCAACUUCAACUGCAAUGGCAAGAACGGCAACUCCACGUCCAACUCCAGGAUCACCCACGGCUUCAAGCUGAAGAGCGCCUACGAGGACAGCCUGAUGCCUUACACCAACUACACCUUUGACUUCAAGGGUGUGAUUGACUACAUCUUCUACUCCAAGCCUCAGAUCAAUGUGCUCGGCAUCCUGGGUCCCCUGGACUCCAACUGGCUCCAUGAGAACAAUAUCAGCGGCUGCCCGCACCCCCACAUCCCCUCUGACCACUUCUCCCUGUUCGCCCAGCUGGAGCUGCUGCUGCCCAGCACUCUGCCUCAGGGCCAGGCCAACAACCAGGUCAACGGCAUCCACCUGCCUGGAGGACGCAGGUAGUGGUGAGACAACCCCACUCCAGGGGUGCUGUAUGCUAUAGCAGUGUGCAGCCUCUAGCCCUCCAGCUCUUCUCUCGUUGUCACUUGGAGGAAAGAAGACGAGACGGAAUACACAACCAACCUGUAAAAUAAGAAUCAGCCGCACAGUGAGGUCUGGCCAACAGGGAUUUCAAUUAUAUAUUUUUUAUUUUCCUCAUUGUCGUUUUCCAUUUGUUUCCAUUUAGAAAAUGUCAAUCCUGUGUUGUGUUUUGGAUUCCUACCCCCCCCUCCCCCUUGGUCAUUCUUACACAUAAUGCUUUUGUAACUCUUAAACAGAUAGAAGGGAUGCUAGCUUCGAAUAUCACCAUAUCCCCUCUGGCUCCCGUAUAGAUAUUUAGAUCUUUAGCAAUAUCACCUGACUCUUGUUGUCUUUGACAUGACCUGUGCAGUCUUGAACAAUGGCACAAGAAAUACCUUUUAUCACUCGAGAGCUGUGCACACCCUUCACAAGGCAAGGAGAGAAAGGACACCACUUCUAAAGCUUACAGCUGAUAGUCUGUCCUAUACCAAUCUCAAACCAGCAAAAAUGGCAGCAACAGACAUGUCUAAUGUCUCAGCCAAGGCUAAGAGUGGGCCUUGUCUUUUCUCUCCCCACUGAGAUCAAUGUGAUGGUAUAUCUAUCUACCAUAAUAUGGUGUGCCGCUCCUCCUUUCUGUGCUAUAGGGCCAAUCUCUGUGGGUCCAAAAUGGUGGUGCUCACCUGGUGCUACCAGUCCACUACUAUUGACUAAUAGAACCUAGUCAGUUGUCUCCCUCUCCAAGUGGUGCAAUAGGAACUGGUGCAUGUAGACUGAUGUCACUGCUGAGGGGCAAUUCCACGGUAACCGUGACACUGACUCCGAUUUGUAACUUUCAAAUGUAUGUCAAACAAAAACCAAUGAUUGCAAAGUUAAACUAACAUACAACUCUAUGCACAAGGACUACUUUUUAACAAUUUCCACAGAAUUUUUAAAGAAACGCAUUUAAUUGGAACAGUGCAGGUGCAAAGUUUGGUAACAGAAUGACGGUGUAUGCUGUCACCAACUUUUCAUCUGCACUGUUCAUCAAGUAAACGUUUUUGUUCAGUCUUCUGUGGGAAUUGUCGAAAGUAGGCCUUGUGCGUAGAGAGGGUUUGUUUGACAUACGUUUUUAAAUUGAAAAAUCGGGAUCUCUGUUCCUGUGAAAUUGCCUUGAGGAGUUUUUAGAUGUUGAUUAUUAUCCUUUUAGGAAAGGAUGACGGCAACCACCAAAUACACUUGUCUGGACCUGUUGUAUGGAAGCAAGUAAGCUCUAGUUAGCGGAGGCUUGUUGGCAUGCCGGUCAGGCAUAGUGCUAAAAAAAUGUAUCUGUAUCCUCUGGAUUGGAACAGAUUUGAAUGAUUUUAAGUAGUUGAAUAACAUGUAAUUAGUGGCCAGCGACCAUCCCCUUUUGCACACUGUUUUUCCUCUGCAUGCGUACGUGACAGAGUCAUUGACUUAGUCUUGUUAAUAGGACUUCAUUUGGACCAGGGAUGUGCAACUCCAGUCCCUGGGGGCCGGAGUGGUGUCACACUUUUUCACCUUCUCUAGCCAACACAGCUGAUUUUUAAACUAAUUGGGUUUUAAACUAUCAUGAUUAGUUGAUUUAUAGGAGUUGGGUGUGUUAGCUGGGGCAAAAUUGUGACUGCAAUCAGGCCUCCCCGAGGACUGGAGUUGCCCAUUCCUGAUUUGGACCAUAUACCACCUUUUGUAAUGGGGUAGGGGAUUUUGGCUGAGGGGCAAGGCAACGGAGGAAAUUCUCAACGAAACAUUUUUCAGAUUUGUUACUUUUUAAAGAGGGAGGGCAAUAGCUGAUGUACAGGAGUUUAAACCAGCAAUCCUCUCACUGUCACACACGUGGACAUACACAGAUCUUGUAGCACUGUCUCUUGAGGCCAGUAGUCAUUUUUCCCUCAGCCAUAAAUUCCGUACGCUACAGCAGUGGGUUUUUUCACAAGUGUUUGUACAGAAUAUAAAUCUAGAUUGUCUUUACACGAUUGUAUAUGAGUCACAAAAGACCUGUUUUCUGGCAGGGUUUUUUUGUACUAUGAGUAAAUUAUGAUCCAAUUUGAAGAAAGAAAAAGACAGGAUUGUAUUGUAAACUAUGGCAAUUUUUUUUUUUAUCCAGUAAAUGUUAAGAUGAAAUUGAAAUGACCAGCUUGUACAAAAGACGUAAGGGGUUGUUCCAGGCGUUCGCUGCCACUACUUUGCACUCCCGCCCUAGGUUAACUGUUUUUAUGUAUCAGUAUUGCUUGUUUUCCUGUUAUGAUUUGAGAACAUGUUUCUCAGAUUGUAAAUAGACCUACUGACUAAAUAUGAUGCAUCUUCAAAUCCAUUCUAUUUACAAGCCAUUGGUCCAUACUGCUGCCAGCCUGCCACCAACCGACCCAUUCAUCCACUCACAGUUCAGACUAAAGUAAGGUUGGGUCUCCAAUAACACCCUAUUUACUAUAGUGCACUAAUUUUGGCCAGUCCCAUGUGGCUCUGUUCAAAAGUGCACUAAAUAGGAAAUAGGUUGUCAUUUCAGAUUGAUCCUAAGAGUGAUUUUUGCAUCACGCACAUCCAGUAUCCCACAAUUAGUGUUGUACAACCGGAACAUUGUGCCUCGCCAUAGCCGUUUUGUUGUCUUGCACUAUUUACAGUCGGCGAACUCCGGAACAACCUCUUCUCCAUUUAUUUUUUAAAUACUGUCCACACAUUUGAUGUCCUUUGGGGUUUUUGUUAUCGUUUUGUAUUUUCUUUCUUUUUUUUGUAUGAGCUGUGACAAUUGUGUAUAUACUCCUUGUUGAGCGAUCUAGUAAUCCGGUAUGGAAUAUUUGUCAAGCUUUAGUUUUUUUCCAUUGGGGGCAAAGUGAAGACCUCUUCUCUUCUGAACCCCCUUACUUCCAGAAUGUUUUGCACCCUCCGUGUACUUUAGAUCAGCUCCUAGAACCCCGUUGAUAGUCCCUUAUCACCAUGGUCACCUAGCCUGUCUUGCCCCUCCACCACUGAAUUCUGAAUCUAGAGAAGCAUGUUCCCCCUAUACCUAGCCCUAUGUCCAACCCUCUAGACACUUAACAGUCAAGUGUAUUACUUUAGUCCUUUUAACCCCGCUACUGAAGCCUCUGUGCGGUACCGUCUGUGAGGAACUGACCCGUCUCCCCGUCUGUCAGGUGGCCCAGACAGACGUUAUCCAUCUCUGUUCUGUUACCAUCGGGACUGAAAUAUGUCCGCGGUGACUGACUAUAUAUUGCAACGGUCACAUUUUUAAACAGGAAAUGGAAUGAUCACGCCCCCCCCCCACCUCCUUUCCCACAUUUAUUAUUGAAUAAAUUAAAAUCCCCUUUUUAAAGUAAAUAUGAUGCUUUCGCCACUGUGCUAAAGUUAGAAUUUUAUGAAUUUUUACAGAGGGGAAAGGUUGAAAUGGGGAAUAUAAAUUGAGUCCUUGUUCAAAAGCUUUUUUUCUGACCUUACUUUCCCCCCUUGAUAUAUUUUAUUUGUUUUGAACAGAAACAAAUGUCCAGUUUGAUACCCCUGAAUUGCUGGUAGUAUUGUAGUAGAUUUAAAGACUUAGCUUUUUUUGUAAAGUGUGAAUAAAAGAUGUAUCUCAUGUUUCCUUCCUAAAACUUUGAGUUGUGUAUAUCCUAUGAUUGCUACAUUUUUCAUUUUUACUCAUUGCUUUUCCAUACCUUACCCCACCUUUCCAUCAACCAAAUUAUUCUCUUUUUUGGUAGAAAUGAUAGUCAUUUUUUUUAUCAUUAAAACAUUAACUUGGUCAA
Molecule: messenger RNA, 6448 nt
Organism: Salvelinus namaycush (lake trout)
Lineage: Eukaryota; Metazoa; Chordata; Actinopteri; Salmoniformes; Salmonidae
Product: CCR4-NOT transcription complex subunit 6-like
Exons: 11
Coding region: 885-2657 (590 amino acids)
Biological process (GO): nuclear-transcribed mRNA poly(A) tail shortening
Cellular component (GO): cytoplasm; nucleus; CCR4-NOT complex
Molecular function (GO): poly(A)-specific ribonuclease activity; protein binding
Source: RefSeq, a predicted model, not a curated record